Messenger RNA from Theobroma cacao (cacao), 1909 nucleotides. Its product is annotated as Magnesium transporter CorA-like family protein. The record is from RefSeq and is a predicted model, not a curated record. Gene Ontology annotation, molecular function: metal ion transmembrane transporter activity. Gene Ontology annotation, biological process: metal ion transport; transmembrane transport. Gene Ontology annotation, cellular component: membrane. NCBI's taxonomy places the organism in Eukaryota, Viridiplantae, Streptophyta, Magnoliopsida, Malvales, Malvaceae.
AUGAAUACACCGGGUAAUGAUUAUUACGCUUCCGAGAGCAAUGAAAGGAAGAAACACCAUCAUCCUAAAAAUCAUCCCAGUCGAAACAAUGGAAUAGGAGGUGAUCUUUGGACUGAUGGACUUAUUUGUGCUUUUGAAUAUGUUCAUGGCCAACCUAAAGCAGUUCAGCAAAGUUCUGGUGCAAAGAUCUGGUCUAAACAAUAUGCUUCAAAAGAUGCAUCUAGGAAGCAGAUUUACGCAUAUGAACCGGCAAAUUCUUUGACCGAAAGUGUUACUUCCAACAAUUUAGCUAAAUCUGCACCCUUAACAGAGUCCGCACUCACAGCUAAAGAUAAUGAAAAAAACUGUAGCAGGAAUCUCAAUCCUGGGGAAGAGGUCCCAAGAACUUAUUGGAAACCAAUUGGUUGGGACAGAGUUUCUGAACUAGUCCAGAUGCUGCAAGUUGACGAUGGAUAGGUCUCUCAGCCUAUUGAUCUAACAGAGAAUGAAGAUGAUGUCACUGUUGCAGAUCUAGCAGCUCCUUACUGGGAAAGGCCAGUUGGUCCGACUUGGUGGUGUCAUGUUGCUGCAGAUCACCCAUCUGUAAAUGCAUGGUUAAGUAAUGCUCACUGGCUGCAUCCUGCUAUUAGUAAUGCUUUGCUAGACGAAAGUAGGCUGAUAAGUGAGCGUAUGAAGCACCUACUUUAUGAGGUUCCUGUCAUAGUAGCUGGUGGACUGUUAUUUGAGCUCUUGGGACAGUCAGCUGGCGAUCCUUUAGCUGAUGAAGAUGACAUCCCAGUUGUUCUAAGAUCAUGGCAUGCACAAAACUUUUUAAUAACAUCAUUGCAUGUGAAAGGGUCUGCGUCGAACAUUAAUGUUUUAGGUAUUGCAGAAGUUCAGGAAAUGCUUAUUGCUGGAAGCACUAACAUUCCACGAACUAUCCAUGAGGUUAUUGCACAUCUCACUUGUCGCCUUGCAAGAUGGGAUGACAGGUUAUUUCGCAAAUCAGUAUUUGGUGAAGCAGAUGAAGUUGAGUUAAAGUUUAUGGACAGGAGAAAUCACGAGGAUCUGCAUCUUUUUACGAUAAUUAUGAACCAAGAAAUCAGAAGGUUGUCAACCCAGGUUAUAAGAGUGAAAUGGUCUCUCCAUGCACGAGAAGAGAUUGUGUUUGAGCUUCUUCAAUAUUUGAGAGGAAAUGCGACAAGGGCCUUACUGGAAGGGGUAAGAAAGAGCACAAGGGAAAUGAUUUCAGAGCAAGAAGCAGUCCGUGGUCGCUUAUUUACAAUUCAAGAUGUUAUGCAGAGCACAGUUCGCUCAUGGUUGCAGGAUAGAAGCCUCACAGUCACACAUAAUUUAGGAAUUUUUGGUGGCUGUGGGCUUAUUCUUUCCAUCAUCACUGGACUUUUUGGGAUCAAUGUGGAUGGAAUACCUGGAAAUGAAGCUUCCCCAUAUGCAUUUGUUCUAUUUUCUGGUAUCCUUUUCUUGCUAGGAGUAGCUUUGAUUGCCAUUGGUUUGCUCUAUCUUGGGCUGAAGAAACCAAUCGUUGAUGAGGAUGUUGAGGUGAGAAAGCUAGAGCUUCAAGAGCUGGUUAGUAUAUUCCAAAAAGAGGCAGAAUCUCAUGCACAGGUCCGUAAAAGUGUUGCUCGAGCUAUUAAGCCUCCUAAAACUGCAAGUAUUCUUCCAAAUGGUGAAGGUUAUGUCCUCAUUGGUUAAAUGCUGCCUUUACAAGAUACAAACCAUUAUCAAUGGAUUGACACUUCCUAUUACAAAAUGUCUACUUUCGUCUGCGCAUCAGUAGGUGCAGCUCAUAUGUUGGAAGGAACAUGGAACAUGACAUGAUAAUUGCAUAGGUCUUCGUUAUGUACAGAUUCUCGCAUAACAGUCAGUAGAUCCCAGCGCAUUAUGAAAGAUGCAUAUUUCAAAUUGUUGA